AUGACGUUUGGUACAGACUUAAAGGACCAAGUGCCUUCAAUAUUAAAAUAUGUGGGCGAUGGUAUCAACUCGUUGACGCAAUUCCGUAACUUCAUCAAGGAUAGAAGUAGCAUCGAGCGUGAAUAUGCUCAAAAGCUGGACACCUUAUCGAGAAAAUAUAAAACGCACAAUAGCAACAAAAAGGCUGGCAACACAACAGACCAGCAAGAUGAGUGGGAUUGGAAUGACACGUCCAGUACUACGGCUUCGGCUUGGUCACAAUUACUUCAUCAGACGACACUGUUAGCAAAGAGCAGACUUUGCUUGGUAGACGAUUUGAACAAUGCGAUUGUGGAUUCGCUGAGAAGCACUGCUAUCAGAAAGGAGGAGUCUCGAAAGAAACAUGCUGCGUUUUACCACAAACUCAAAUCUGAGAGGGAUAGAACAUACGCUGAAAAGGACAAAGCUAAGCAGUUGUAUGACGAUGCAUGCGCAGAGAUUGAAAGUAUCAAGGCUAAGAUCAGCAAAUCAAGUGGCGAUGUCGAGAAAUUGCAGAGACAGAUGGACGCUUGUCUUUUGAACCGAGACAACAAAAAGAACCUGUAUUUGCUAUCAAUCAAUGUUGCCAAUGCUGAAAGAAAAAAGUACUUCGAAGACGAUAUCCCAGUCUUGGCUGAUCAUUUGGAAGAAUUGGAUGCAUCUCGCAUUACUGCAUUAAAGUCAAUUUUGAGGAAUUACAUUGAUAUGGAGACCAAGCUAAUCACAACAGUACAAAAAUGCCACGACGAUACACUGGAGUCCAUCGAGAAGCUGGAUCCUUCCAUUGAUGCGGGUGUGUUUACUCGCUCUGCUUUGGGUGCUGUAGAGUCUACUGAAAAGGCUGCGAAUGUCACAUUUACUUUUAUACCUUGGAAUGGCGGCGCUAAUGCUGCAGAAACCAUCAUUGAUCGAGAUGAUAAUCUGGUGGCAAGUGAUUCCGCUGUCAUUUUCCUCAACAACAAGCUUAUCAAGGACCGCAAGCAAUUGGAUGUGUUGGCCGAUGAUCUAUCAAAGAGAUCUGCAGAUGUGAGUCAACUGGAAUCAGCAGUGAAAGCAAUAGAAAACAAGGCUUCCGCUGAUUACGAUAAAUCAAACGAGAAAUUGAUGGAUGUGAUUCGAGAUAUCACUCUGUUAUCAACUCAGAAAGUGCGUGUUGAAAGCGAGGUCGAUCUAAUCAUCCAGAAUAUCGGUGAUGACGGUUUGCGAGCAGAAAAUCAUGAUUUUAAAGCUUCGUCGUUUACGAUUCCAACAGCCUGUGAUUUAUGUAAUAGCACCAUUUGGGGUCUAUCAAAUAAGGGGCUUACAUGUAGAGCUUGUGGUUUCAACUGUCAUGCGAAAUGCGAAAUGAAAGUUGCUCCUAAUUGUAGCAAAAAGAAAGGUCAAAUCAAUCCUCAGCCUUCGCCAUCCACGUUACAGCCUAUUGGCACGAGAACCGUUCGACAAGGAAGUGUUAGUGGUGGAUCAAUUAGCUCUAUCCCAACAAGCUACUCCACCAGCAGUUACAAUGAACUUACAUCAGCUACCGUGCCAUCUCUUGCAACAUCUUCUCUAGCGAACUACAUGCGCUCCCUGUAUUCGUAUGAUGCACAAAACGCAGAUGAACUUAGUAUAACGGAAGGAGAUGUGCUGACAAUUGUAGAGCCAGAUGAUGGCACUGGCUGGAUCAAAGCACAGUUAGGAGACCAAGUUGGUUUAGUGCCUGCCAACUACAUAGAAUACAUUAACCAACAAGAUAAUGCUGCAUCAUUAGCUAAUACAGACACAGCAGCACCAGCCUCGGAUAGUUACUAUGCUGCUCCCACAACACCUCUAGCUGUGGAUCAGCUUGUUGAUGACACUACCAUUCAAAAUGACGACAUUCUUCCACCUCCACCGCCUCCACCCAUGCCUGGAUCAGCUCAAUCUCCUCCUCCUACUGAAACUGUUGUAGCGCUGUAUGAUUUUGAGGCUGUAAAUGCAGAGGAGCUCAAUAUCCGACAGGGCGAUAUUAUCACAGUAACCAAAAAAGAUGAUAGCGGUUGGUGGGAAGGCACAUUGAAUGGACAGUCUGGUAUUUUUCCUUCUAAUUAUGUCAAUUCUUAA
This is a messenger RNA of Mucor velutinosus, 2100 nucleotides long. It is a transcript of the gene POP1, whose product is annotated as Ribonucleases P/MRP protein subunit pop1. Gene Ontology annotation, molecular function: protein binding. The record is from RefSeq and is a predicted model, not a curated record. The coding region runs from base 1 to 2100 and encodes 699 amino acids. The transcript is spliced from 6 exons. NCBI's taxonomy places the organism in Eukaryota, Fungi, Mucoromycota, Mucoromycetes, Mucorales, Mucoraceae.